Messenger RNA from Myzus persicae (green peach aphid), 1921 nucleotides. RefSeq names its product 28S ribosomal protein S27, mitochondrial. Gene Ontology annotation, cellular component: mitochondrion. The record is from RefSeq and is a predicted model, not a curated record. Bases 238 to 1554 code for a protein of 438 amino acids. NCBI's taxonomy places the organism in Eukaryota, Metazoa, Arthropoda, Insecta, Hemiptera, Aphididae. The transcript is spliced from 2 exons.
GGAAUUGAUAUUCCGGCAGCUUACUAGCUUAGCAGGCUUUGUGGACCAUCUUAGUUCUUACGGAUAAGUGAAGAUAUUAAACAUAGUACUAACAAUUUACAAUAUAAUUAUUAGUAUAAUAUUAAUAACUAUUGUUUUUUUAAACUAAUAUAUUACCUCAAACGUUUUUUUUCCGAAUAAAUAAGAACCAUGCGUUCGUGUUAGUGGCAAUAAAUCAUAAAAAGCCAGUCACUGAUAAUGUUUGCUCUGAAAAAAUCCCUGACCACAUUAGCUGGCCGCCGACUGCGUGGGAAUAGGUUGUUUCUAACUGAGGCAUACAGGUGCGAAGACGUAUGGCAAGAACGGCUGGACUGUUCGUUACUGAAGAAAGUCGAACCUGAAGUGCUCUACCACAAGUUGUCCACUACUUUAGAACAAGGAUCAAAGCAGAUUAGUGCCGUUGAUCUGGAUGUAUUUGCCAACUCUUUGACUGACAAUACAUACUUGGAGGAAUUGGAGGAACUUGUGCAUAAGUUUCGUUUGUCUGCACAGACUGGCACGCUGCUGCCGUCCACGCAUCAUGCAGUCGUGCGGUUGCUUGUUGCGUCAAAUAGCAUCAAUGACCUCAUCAGGAUUUUGAAGGAUCGCCUUAAUUACGGAAUUUUUCCCGACUACUAUCUGUGUAACUUAUUAAUGGAUCGUUUUAUAAAAGACAAUGAUGUUCGAAGUGCAGCAGUGAUUGCUUCCAACCAAAUGUUACAAGAAGAACUAGAAAAUGAUAUUACCAAAGCCAUGGGAUUAUAUUCCUGUUUGAAAUAUAUCACCAGCCCCACUGAAUGGGAAGAAGCAAAAAUAGAAACAGAUGAAACAAAUAAUGAUGAUGAUGAUGAAGUAGAUAGAAGAGUACGUGUCGACUUUUUGAGAAAUCCAUAUUUUGAUGAUCACUUUGAUUUGGCAGAUGGUGAUUACUUGGUCGGAAAAACUAUGCUGGCAAUCAGCAGAAAAAUUGAUAAUACUAUAUUGAGCAAUAGUUUUAAGACUCUUGGUUUAGCUUAUUAUAACCGAUGGAAUGAUUUAAGUGAUCAUCUAAAAAAACUUGAUGGUUCUGUAUAUUUGGAAACAAUAGAGUUGGCAGUUACUGCAAUAGAUAAACGAAAACCUGAAAAUACUGAGCAACUGAAGGAUGAACUUGCCAAAAUGCAAAUUGAAAACAAAAGUUUGACCACAGAAUCAAAACAUUUUGUAAAUGAGGCAGUAUCUAAAAAUGAAGAAAAGGAAAUACAAAACCAAAAAACGAUUUACAAAGAAUGGGAAUCCUUCAGGCGAGAAGAGCUAUCUAGGUACCUUGACCAUUUAAAUAAGUUGAAACGUUUACAGAAGGUUCAACAGGCCAAACAGGAUCUUAAAGAAAAAGAACAGUUGUUGUUCUUCUUUGAUAAUGAACACAAACAUGACCUAAUUAAAGAAGAAAAACUGAAACGAAUGAAAAAGACAGUGAUUAAAGACAAGAGCCAUAAAGAUGAUUUAACAUAUGUACCACCAGAAAUCAGAAAACCUGGUUUCAAACGAGAUUAAACAAAAUUACCUAUAAGUUAAGUUAAAAAUUUAUGGCAUAGGUACCUACCUAGUAAUAAUUAAUAAAUAUUCACAUCUAAAUCUACAAACUAUUUUGUUAUUGACUUUUUUAUUUUAUUAAUAUCUUCUUGUAGAACUUAAGAACUAUAUUGUUUUGUUUAAUUUUCUGUAACUUAUUGAAAUUUAUCUAAAAGUGGUGUAACAAGGUUGAGUAAUUUUAAGACAUACAUAUGGGGAGCUUCAGUGAACAAAGUUUAAACCAUAAGUUAGAAUCAAGGCCCCUGUACUAAAUGUUUGUCCGGGCCCUUUGUAAAACUUCCAAAAAUAUAAUUUACCAUCUAAAUAUAUAACAAUUUUUGGAAUAAUA